AUGUCCCUGACAAACAUAGACACAACCAACCCAGCCACACCACCUACCGAUUCCAACGCAACCACAACAAAUCUAACCCUCCCAACCGACGACCUCACCUCCCCCCCAACCAUCCCCUACACCCCACCCACAAUCUACACCCGGCCCCUCGCCAUCCUCGGCGCCGGCAACCUGGGCCGACGCAUCGCCUGCAUCUUCUCCGCGGCAGGGCACACCGUGCACCUACACGACCCAAACCAAGGAGCCCUACAGUCCGCGCAACACUACAUAACCUCGAACCUCGCACACUACACGACGUUCCCACUGAUUUCCCGACCGGUGGGACAAAUCCACCCGUUCUCGUCCGCGGACAUAACCCCGGCCGUCAGGGACGCAUGGCUAGUGAUCGAAUGCGUACCGGAACACCUCCCGCUCAAGAUCGACAUCAUGGGCGAGUUGGACGCCAAGACCCCGCGGGACUGCAUUCUGGUGUCGAAUUCGGCGGCGUUUCGGACGAGUUUCAUGGUGGAGAAGGUGUGUUGGGAGAGACGGCGGUUGAUGUGUAAUAUGUGUUUUGGGGCGUCGCCGUGGAUCAGAGCGGUGGAGUUGGGGGUGAAUGAGGGGGUUACGGAGGGGGAGGUGGUUAGGGUGUUGACGUGGGUGUUGGAUGAUUGUGGGAUGAUGCCGGUGCGGACGAGUCGGGUUGGUGGUGGUGGUGGGGGUGGAGGGAGUGGUGGAAGGGAGGGGGAGGGGGGGUUGGUGAGGAGUCAGUGUUUGAAUACGGUUAAUUGAUUUGAUUUGAUCUAUUAGUAUAUCAGGUGUGGGAGGAAUGAUCUUGGAAUGAAUUAGCUAAGGUGGUAAUGAUAGAUGGGGGGACGACUUUUAUAGGAGUGGUGUGGUUAGCAUAGGGUGGAAUAGUGUGGGUACUUCAAUGACAC
Messenger RNA from Aspergillus welwitschiae, 917 nucleotides. RefSeq lists its product as uncharacterized. Gene Ontology annotation, molecular function: NAD+ binding. NCBI's taxonomy places the organism in Eukaryota, Fungi, Ascomycota, Eurotiomycetes, Eurotiales, Aspergillaceae. The transcript has a single exon. The record is from RefSeq and is a predicted model, not a curated record. Gene Ontology annotation, biological process: fatty acid metabolic process. The coding region runs from base 1 to 771 and encodes 256 amino acids.